CACACAUCGUGCUGAAAAGUUGACAUGUCGUUCAGGUUCUUUAUCCUCCUACUGUGCCUUUCUAUGACACUUCAAGAAGAUGACAGAUUAAAUGUGACCACUUUUCUGCAGUACCACUUGGAUGAUACUGACUCAGUUAGUGUCAUAUGUCAGCAUGAUGGAAGGGAAAGCUGGAAUGUUGGAGCAAGUCUGAAGGAUGGGAAGGAUAGAGUUUGUGACAAAUGUACAAAGUCUAUAAUGGGCAACCAGGUGAAGUUCACCUUUAAGAAUCUAAGUUCUGACGAAAAAGACCUUUACUAUCAAUGUCAUGUUUACCGACGGGACCCAAUUCCGGUUAUCACUACAUUUGGGGAGAAAAUUAAGCUGUUCCCAGGUUUUAAAGAGUGCAGUUGUCCACAUAUCUCACAUGACAGCCUGACAACAUCUGGCCCUGCUCGUCCCUGUCCUGAGAUUCUCGGCCUUUCUCACCCUCUCACCUGGGCUCUGAUUGGUCUGGUGUUUGUGCUGUGCCUCUUUAGCCUGUGUAUUACUGCUGUCUACAUCAAGCUGAAGGUCAAAAGGUCUGAAGAGAUAUCUGAUACACUGACUUAUGUUCCAAUGCAGGUCAAACCCAAGAAAGUGAAACGCUACAAUGCAGACAAGAAUGCAGAAUACAUGGAUAUGCGUAAAGUGCACCCUCAGACAGGAUCCAGCAGAGACAUGAACUACAACUGUUGUCCUGUUCCUACUGGCUUCACCGUCUGAUCCACUGUCCUUUUCAUAAAGCCUCAAGUGCUUAUAGCGAGUAAACUGCAGCCUUUGUUGCACUCACCUUCACAAGGACAAACAACUAAAAGCAGUUCAGUCCACACCAGAAGAGAUACAGUCGUGUGAGAAAGUUUGGGCACCCCUGGAUGUUUUGAAAAUAAAUGAACAUCGUCUACAGAGAAUAUAUAUUUAAAUAUAGAGUUACUAUUUAUCUGCUCAAUGUAAUUGGCAUAAAAAAAAACAUAAAAUGCAGAGUGUGCAAAACGUAUAGGGCAUUUUAGAUGUGCAGUGUGUUUUUCCCAAAAUAUUUAAGGCAAAGCAAGUACAAAUUGUGCACUCAAAUGUGACAAAAAUGCCAUAUUUGAGUUUCCUGUAGAGGAUGUGUUCACCUCGAAAGUCAACAAAACAUAAUUUUCUUCGAACUUUUGCACUGUAAAUACAUUGACAAAGCAGCUGAACUGCUGUAAAGCUCAAAGUUGAAAUGUUAAGACAACUGUUUUUUUCUAUCUUUUUUUUUUUUUUUGCUUUUAAGCUACACGUACACUGCUAUACUUUAUUAUUGAAAUUUUAUCACUGUAUUUGUUAUGCUAAUGUUUUAUAUUCGCUUGGGCAUCAUCAGUUUAGUUAUGAUUUACUCCAGAUUGCCCAAUGAAAAUAUCAUCGCUGUCCAAGACAAAAAUUCCUUUACCAUAAAAGUCUUGAAAGAACCAAUAGAAAUGUUACAAAAUUACUUGAAAUGACAGCACCUUUCCAUUACAUCACCCGCAUUUUCUUUGUUUUGGAUUUUUUUUCUAUAUGUUAUACUGUUUAUAUCUUUAUAAGAGUGGUUGUCUAUUGUACAUAUAGAGCUAAAACAGUUGAUGUUUAAAAAAUAGCAACAGCAAUAAUGACAAUAGUUGAAAGAAUAUUGGUUUUAGAAUAUCCGUUCUUCUUUAUGUCAUGAGUUAUUUUUGGUUUAUCAGCAGAUAUUUCAUUCUCUGUAAAUGUAUGUAUCUAAUUUGUUUAAACUAAACUGUCUAACACGGAAA
Molecule: messenger RNA, 1775 nt
Organism: Pygocentrus nattereri (red-bellied piranha)
Lineage: Eukaryota; Metazoa; Chordata; Actinopteri; Characiformes; Serrasalmidae
Exons: 6
Coding region: 25-744 (239 amino acids)
Source: RefSeq, a predicted model, not a curated record